AUGGCGGGGGAUGUGGGCGGUCGCAGCUGCACGGAUUCGGAGCUGCUGCUGCACCCGGAGUUGCUGUCCCAGGAGUUCCUUCUCCUCACCCUGGAGCAGAAGAACAUAACUGUUGAAAAUGACAUGAGAGUAAACAAAGACAGUCUGACUGACCUUUAUGUUCAGCAUGCAAUACCACUGCCUCAGAGAGAUUUGCCAAGGAAUAGAUGGGGAAAAAUGAUGGAAAAGAAGAGAGAACAACACGAGAUAAAAAAUGAGACAAAAAGGAGUAGCCCCGCAGAUGGGCUGCGGAAAAGACCUCUCAUUGUGUUUGACGGAAGUUCAACAAGCACAAGCAUUAAAGUGAAGAAGACGGAGAACGGGGGCAGCGACCGGCUCAGGCCCCCGCCCCAGGCAGGCGCUGCCAGGAACGCCUUUGGGAGACUGUCAGAUUCCUCGUCAGGUGUUUCGCCCCUAGUUCUGUCUUCCGCUUUGCCUAUGAACAAUAAAAUGGAACAGAGUAAUAAUGACACUGAACAGAACCAUGGCUUAAGGCACAGGAAAAGUCCUUCGGGCCCUGUGAAGUCGCUGCCUCUGUCGCCGGUGGGAGCCACUCCUGUGAAGUUAAAGCGAGCUGCCCCCAAGGAGGAGGCUGAGGCCACGAUUAACCUGAAGCCCCCAGAAGCCAAGAGGAAGAUACAGCAUGUGACAUGGCCGUGA
Rangifer tarandus platyrhynchus (Svalbard reindeer) is the source of this 699-nucleotide messenger RNA. The record is from the annotation of a GenBank genome assembly. NCBI's taxonomy places the organism in Eukaryota, Metazoa, Chordata, Mammalia, Artiodactyla, Cervidae.